Molecule: messenger RNA, 4211 nt
Organism: Monodelphis domestica (gray short-tailed opossum)
Lineage: Eukaryota; Metazoa; Chordata; Mammalia; Didelphimorphia; Didelphidae
Gene: MRGPRF
Product: MAS related GPR family member F
Biological process (GO): G protein-coupled receptor signaling pathway
Cellular component (GO): plasma membrane
Molecular function (GO): G protein-coupled receptor activity
Source: RefSeq, a predicted model, not a curated record
AACUCUAUGAUCUAGUCAACCAAUGUGCAUUUAUUAAACCCCUACUUUAUAGCAGCAAAUAGAGGGUGGGACUUGGACUCAGGAAGGCUUUAGUUCAAAUCAUACCUCAGAUACUUACUGGCUGUGACCUUAAAAAUCACUUUAACAGCUGGCUGCCUCAGUUUCCUCAUCUGUAAAGUAGAGCUAAUAAUAGCACAACCAGAGUUGUUCACUGAGUUAACAUAUAUAUAUAAGAUACUUCACAAAUCUUAAGGUAAAACAGAAACAUAAGCUAUUAAUUACUAUUCUUACUGUCUCAGGCACUGUACCAGGCAUUUUAAAAAAAGUGAUAGUGUCAGGAAAAUAACCUAAAUAGCACACACGAGUAAUACAAGGUCCUUUGGAGAGGGGAUGCAAUCAGGAGAGACUUCAUGUAGGAGGUGGUCCUUGAGCUGAGCUUUGAAGGAGACUUGGGAUUCUAAGAGAUGGAUGCGAGGAUGGACUACAUUCCAGAAGGGCAGCUAGUACCAAAGCAUGAGAUGGAAGUGUCAUGUGAAAGGAUCAGAAUGCAGGAGAGUUUGACUGGACAGUGAAGUGUGUGAAGGAAAAAUAAUACACUAGAAGACUGGAGCCCCAUUGUAAAGGUUUUAAAUACCAAACUAACCCUAGAGGUAAUAGGCAGUCAUUGGGGUUUAUUGAGCAAGGGAGUGACAUGCUAAGAAUAAUAUUUUAGGAAACAGUUUCCUUGAUCCUUGUAGUAGAGCUGGGUCCUGGCCAACUGGCUUUCCAUUUGAAGCCAAAUGGGACAGAGUGGCCCUUCUACUCCCUCAGUUAGCCCGACCUGCCUGUGGCCACUGGGAGCUCUGCUUUGCCCCGGGAUGGGAAGAAGAGCUAGCAAGUCCUCUGUGAAUGCCAGUGUGACGUCAGGAGCUGGAGGGAGAGCCCGAUCUCCUGCUUCCCUGGGGGGCUGCUGGCUCCUCUUGUGCCCAGGCAUUCCUCUCCCAAGUGUCAUCACUCUCCUCCUCUCAGGGAAGCUCGCUGCAGGUCCCAGGGCGUGUGGAAAUUCAGCUCCAGGGUGGCUGUUGGUCCAGCCAGCUCCCUCCCAUCAAAACUGGUGUGCUCCCCUUUGUUUAGUGUGCUCAUGAGUCUGUCUGCUUCUGGAGGAAGGCACUGAGAAUAGAGUCUCGGGCAGUAGGAGACAUACCCCAGGCUCUCCUCUCCAAGGAAGGCUCCUCGCCAUCCCUUCGCGGAGGAUCUCCAAGCAGCUCCCCCAACUGUGCCAGCGUGUCAGCGGUGAAGUGUCUGCCCACCAGUGGCCACCCACUCCCCAGAGAUGGCCGGGAAUUGCUCAUGGGAGAUCCAUGCCCAGAACAGGAAUAAGGUGUGCUCAGGGGUCAGCGAAUCCCCAGAACUCUAUGGUCGAGGCUUCUUGACGAUGGACCAGAUUGAGACUCUCCCACCCCCUGCUAUCAUGAGUUACAUUUUUCUGCUCAACUGCCUGUGUGGCCUGGUGGGGAACGGAGUGGUCCUCUGGUUUUUCAGCUUCUCCAUUAAGAGGAACCCCUUCUCCAUUUACUUCCUGCACAUGGCCGUGGCCGACGUUGGCUAUCUUUUCUGCAAGGCGGUGCUCUCCGUCCUGCAGGCCGGGGCCUUUCCAGGCUCCUUUCCCACCUACGUCCACUUUGUGUCAAGGAUCCUAAGCCUGGCCGCCUUCCUCACCAGCGUGAGCCUUCUGCCGGCUGUGAGCAUAGAGCGUUGCCUCUCUGUGCUCUUCCCCACCUGGUACUGCUAUCGGCGACCCAAGCACACCUCGGCCCUGGUGUGUGCCCUGCUCUGGGCUCUGGCCUUCCUGCUCACUACCGUCCACACCUACUUCUGCGUCUACAUCACCCCCAAGGCGGGGGACUGCACCCGCAUGGACAUCACCCUGGGCAUCCUGCUCUUCUUCAUCCUGGCGCCCCUGAUGGUCCUGGCUUGCCUGGUCCUCGUGGUGAAGGCGGAGUGCAGGGCGCCGCGCCGCCAUCAGUCCUCCAAGCUCAACAACGUCAUCCUGUCCAUCGUGGCCGUUUUCCUGGUCUCUUCCAUCUACCUGAGCAUUGACUGGUUCCUCUUUUGGGUCUUCCAGAUCCCGGCGCCCUUCCCCGAAUACAUCACAGACCUGUUCAUCUGUGUGAACUGCAGCGCCAAGCCUGUCGUCUACUUCCUGGCGGGGAGAGACGAGAAGCAGAGAUUCUGGGAGCCCCUCCGAGUGGUUUUCCAGAGAGCCCUCCGAGACGGGGCAGAGCUCAAGGAGGGCGGGGACACCCCCAACACCGUCGCCAUGGAGAUGCAGCCCGCUGGACCCACCUCCUGAGAAGUGGGGGGCCAGCCCCCCAGGCAGGAGAACUGUUCCUGGGCCUUGCAUGUGCUGCAUCUGUGCCCCCAGCACCAUUGUCGGACCCAUCCUCUCCUCCCUGGGGCUGGCAAGUCCUCUCUGGCAGGAGGCUCUGGGAUUGCAUUCAUUCAUUCAUUCACUCAUACAUUCAUUCAUUCAUUCAAAGAAUCUUCAUGCAACAUCUAUUAAGUACCAGACACUACUCCAAGCUGGGGAUACAAGGACAAAAAACAGCAUAGCCCCUGCCUUCAAGGACUUUGUAGUCCACUAUUGCAGGGGACUAGUGAAAGGCAGCUCUGCAGAAGUUCCAGGAGCUAUCUUGGGCUCUUCUUGUCUCAUCCAACUGGUGCCUGUCUCCUCAAGUGACUGAUUCAAGGUCUCACAUCCUCAGGUCUCACAUAAGCUCUCCCCUCCUUACAAGUGGAGCUCAGUCCUUUUCAACAUGGUGAAGUGUAUCUCUAGGCAGCCCUCACUCCUUGCCUUCUUCUGCCCGCCCCAAGCCUCGUGCCACAGCCUCCCCUUCACCACUCCUGGCUCUCAUCCUCAGCUGUCACCCACCACUCACUGGCUCGCCUUUGGUCUGCCCUCCUUGGUCCUUCCCCUCCAGAGUCCCCCUGUUGAAGGACUCUUAAAUGCCAGCUCGCUCGUUGGAUCUAAUUUGUUUCAGGCUCUCUGGGAGGCAGCAGCAGUAGCAGCCAGAGCCUUCUGGAGACAACGGCCCCACCUUUGCUGCUUAGGAUAGUGGAAAUGUCAGACCAGGCUGGGCAGGUGGGGGCUGAAAAGCCUUUCUCUAUCCUUCAGGUCACGACAUCCUCUGCUGGGUCCAGCAAGGCUGGUCUACAGCCUCCAAAUAGCCCUCAUCGAGUGGCUGGAGUGACAGACUGCCACUCAUUUAGAGAUGAAGGAAGCAAAUGGACAACCAGUUCAAUCUGUUGGUCUUUCUGAAUCCCACCUCCGUUCAUUUGCAUUUCAAAAGAGGGGAUCUGGGAGCUGGCCAUACCUUAACCCAAAGAAGGGAUUUUUCAGGAAACAAGUUAGUGGAGAGCAGAGGUUUUUGGGUAAAGGGGCCUUUCAGCCUCCACCACUCCCCCCUCCAAGGAGCCUCCUACUAAGGAUCCCAAGAGAUCAGGGUAUAAGGGGUGUUUGAGGUCAUUAAAGUCAACCUCCAUCCCAGAAUUGGAGACUUCAGUCAAAGAGGGGAAGUCACUGGCCCACAGUUACAGUUAUCCUGAGGCAAAUCCAGGAUUUGAACCCAGGUCUCUUGACUCCCUGUCGAGCCCCUUCCCUCAAACCAGGCUGCCCCUCUGCUUAUGCAGACCAACUUGGUUUAUUGUUUAUUUUUUUCAGAUCCAAAGUUGUGGGUUGGAUAAGCCUCAUUAAAGGAAUGUUUUCCUUGUUUGGGACUGGAACUCUGGGAGAGGCCACCGUCCCAGGCACUGAGAUGGGUGAGGGGGCAGAGCCUGCCACCCAGGAGCAAGCCAUAAAGAGUAGCGACCCCCUGGCUCCACACCUGCCCCACUCCAGUGCCCUCAACCAGCUAGUCCCAAGGCACUCCAGUUUCGAGCCAGUUUCCAUUCAGUUUCUACACUUCCCAACGGACCGAGCCAGCGGCCCAUUUCUUCCCAUUAGUCAUGGCUGGUGCCCAGCUAACGGCAGUUUGGAAAGGUCUCGAGGAAGUUCUGUUGCACACAGGCCCUUCUCCUGGAGGCCGGAGGCCAGCUCUCUCCCAACUUUUCCCAAAGCCCACUUACUUUUUUAAAAGCUUGAUUGAUUUUCUACAGUGUUGUUACUUCUAAGAACAGCCCAUCUGGCCCACAUUCCUUUUGUAAUAAAGUAUGGUUAAGCCGAACAAACGAAA